Rana temporaria (common frog) is the source of this 1203-nucleotide messenger RNA. RefSeq names its product DNA nucleotidylexotransferase (gene DNTT). Gene Ontology annotation, cellular component: nucleus. The record is from RefSeq and is a predicted model, not a curated record. Gene Ontology annotation, molecular function: DNA nucleotidylexotransferase activity; DNA binding; DNA-directed DNA polymerase activity. The transcript is spliced from 7 exons. Gene Ontology annotation, biological process: double-strand break repair via nonhomologous end joining. The coding region runs from base 1 to 1203 and encodes 400 amino acids. Lineage: Eukaryota; Metazoa; Chordata; Amphibia; Anura; Ranidae.
AUGUCAGGGCUGGUCCCUGUCAAAAAGAGACCCAGAAUUCUACACGGGUCCUCUUCCUUCUGCCGCUAUGAAGUGAAAUUUAAAGGAAUUGUCCUGUUUCUCGUGGAGAGGAAGAUGGGAGCAAGCAGGAGAAAUUUCCUGAUGGAACUGGCAAGGAAGAGAGGUUUCCAGAUUGAAAGUGAAUUAAGAGACUGCGUUACUCAUAUUGUGGCUGAGAACAACUCUGGGGCUGAAGUUGUGGAGUGGCUGCAAUCUAAGAAGUUGGACACUGUGAUUAAAUGUCAGAUUGUGGACAUCUCCUGGUUCACGGAGUGUAUGGGAGCGGGAUGUCCUGUACAGAUAGAAGACCGGCACCAACUCACGGUGCAAGAAGAUUGCCCUGCCAGUUUCAAUACGCCAGUCUCUUCAUCAUGUGUCCGUGUGUCUCCAUAUGCGUGUCAGAGACGGACGCCGCUUCAGGACAUCAACCGAAUAUUCACGAUUGCUUUUGAUAUCUUGGCAGAAAAUUAUGAAUUUUUGGAAAAUAAAGGACCUCGCAAGGCCUAUCAGAGAGCCUCAGCUGUGCUUAAAUCACUUUCAUUUCCUAUAGUAACAAUGAAGGAUGUGGAAGGCUUGCCUCACCUGGGACAGCAGAUGAAAUACAUCAUUGAAGAGAUUCUUGAAGAUGGAAAAUGCUCCAUAGUCGAGGAAGUGAUAAGUGCAGAGAGAUAUAAAUCAUUUAAGAUAUUUACAUCUGUCUUUGGAGUGGGACUGAAGACUGCAGAGAAGUGGUACAGAAUGGGUUACCGGACAUUAGAAGAUAUAAGAAGUAAUAAGUGUUUGACGUUUACAAGAAUGCAGAAACAUGGGCUACUUUACUAUGAAGACAUCGCUGGUUAUGUAACAAAAACGGAAGCAGAUGCGGCUGAGCGCCUUAUCAGGACCAUUAUUUGGGGAUUUGUAUCAGAUGCCAUUGUGACAGUCACCGGUGGCUUCAGAAGGUACUGUGACACUGACAGGAUUUUCUUGCAUCUCCAUGCCAAACAUCAGUGUAGAUUUUGGCAGAGAUAUUUUAACAUGUUUCUCAUACAGAUGGACAGAUGUUCCAUAACAAUAGUAUUACCAUUUGCACAGUAUAAUUCCAGAAUACAUAAAACGUGUCUGAGUUAUUUGCUAGUCCUAAAUAAAAUAUUAUUUUUUCUUUCAAAGGACAUUCACUGUUAA